AUGCCAAACCUGAAGAAGGUACCUCAAAAGCCCCAUCCCAUCGGCCAAGAGUUUAAGACACUCGCGGACCAUCACUCUUAUUGCAUCCUGCAGACGGAUACUGUCAGUGAUCCAAUGCCGAAGGAGUUUGAUAACGACCCAGGUAUGAAAAAGCUUACAAUUACUAGUAAGCGGUUGGUAAAGCCAUGGUUUGAAAGUGGCAGAACUGUUAUUAUUGCAGAUUCUUGGUUUGGAUCUCCAGACAUAAUUUCAAUGUUGACCAACCUUGGACUGUAUGGAAUCAUGCAGGUCGCAAGAAGAAGGUACUGGCCUCGUGGAAAGCCCACAACAGAUAUAGCCGAGCAAGUGGAACCCUCUUAUGGUAGCCCUUACACCAAGAAGAAGACUACAGAUGGUGGCAGCAUGUUUGUAUGCGCCUACCGAGAAAAGAAGGUGAAGGCGUUUGUGUCUUCUUGUGGGACAACGAGGAUCAAAGGUCCUACAGGGACUCUGAUGGCCAUACUGUUACUAUCCAGCGGCUAG
Molecule: messenger RNA, 522 nt
Organism: Mucor velutinosus
Lineage: Eukaryota; Fungi; Mucoromycota; Mucoromycetes; Mucorales; Mucoraceae
Exons: 1
Coding region: 1-522 (173 amino acids)
Source: RefSeq, a predicted model, not a curated record